Messenger RNA from Neocloeon triangulifer, 1218 nucleotides. RefSeq names its product probable ribosome production factor 1. Bases 121 to 1161 code for a protein of 346 amino acids. Lineage: Eukaryota; Metazoa; Arthropoda; Insecta; Ephemeroptera; Baetidae. Gene Ontology annotation, biological process: maturation of 5.8S rRNA; maturation of LSU-rRNA. The transcript is spliced from 3 exons. Gene Ontology annotation, cellular component: nucleolus; preribosome, large subunit precursor. The record is from RefSeq and is a predicted model, not a curated record. Gene Ontology annotation, molecular function: rRNA primary transcript binding.
UGGCGCCGGGUGGCGCUUUGCGAAUUGGUAGGCCUACUUUACGAUCUCCGCGCCACCAUCUGCAACAAUGAAAACUAAAUAUAAAAAAUAAAACAGCACAGCCAAAACACACACUCAAUAAUGGCCAAAUUUAAGCGUGAAAAGGUUCGUGCCAAGCCGGCCAAAGAAAGAGGAGACCCCAAAACGUCAGGUGACUCGUCAGGUGCUGUGGAAGGCGACGAAGGUGCAGUUCCUGCCAUGCCGGACUUCAGCAUUCCGCAGUACGUGAAUGACAUCAGGAACAAAAUCCUCCGCAGGGAGAUGGUGCAGAAGUUGCGAAGGAAGGCGACUAAGGAAAAAAAGAAGAUCAAGGCUGAGAGAAAGAAAAUGGGUGUCGAGAAAGGAGUGCCCAAGACCAUUGAGAGUAUGCGAGAAAAGGACGAGACGACUGUCGACGAGGCCAAUGAGGAGCAGAUGGAAGAGGUCGAGCUGGACCUGCAGACCGACGAGCUGAGCAAAUACUUUGAACACACCUAUGAGCCAAAAGUGCUCGUCACUUACUCGGACAACACCAACAAGCGGUCCGUCCAGUUUGGACGAGAACUUUGCCGAAUCAUUCCAAAUGCACAUUCGUACUUCCGCAAAAGAGCUGCCGUAAAGAAAAUCAUCGAGAGCUGCAAGAAGGAGGGAAAUUACACCGACAUCGUUGUCAUCAAUGAGGACAUGGGCAAACCUAAUGGACUGUUGCUGAUUCAUUUGCCUGAAGGGCCAACAGCCCAUUUCAGACUGAGCAAUGUGAAGCUCAGCAAAAAGAUGCACAUCAAGGUGGACAAAAGGGAAUUCACUGACCACCGACCUGAGGUCAUCCUCAAUAACUUCACCACCAGGCUAGGCUACACAGUAUCUAGAAUGUUAGCUGCAAUUUUCCACUACGACCCGGACUACAAGGGUCGGCGGGCUGUGACUUUCCACAACCAGAGGGACUACAUUUUCUUCAGGCAUCACAGAUAUGAGUUCAAGAACCAGGAGAAGGUGAAACUGAGAGAAUUAGGCCCUAGGUUCACCCUGAAGUUAAGAUCUCUCCAGCAAGGUACUUUUGAUUCCAAAUUUGGAGAUUACGAAUGGAUGAUCACCGGCCGAAGGCACGAAAUGGAGACCAGUAGGAGGAGGUUCUUCCUUUAAGUUUAUAUCUCUUAUAUCUAACAAAUAUAUAAAACAAUAUGUUUUUGAGAAAAUCUG